GGGACUAGACGUGGCAUUCGGUGCCACAGGGACUUAGUCGCAUCGCUUGCAGAAUGAAGUGGGGUAAGGCCAGGUAUGUUACUAGGCACCUUUUCGUGCCAAUUAUGUUGGGAAAGAUUGAGGAAGUGGUUGAGGUAGGUCGGGGCCUUAACUGGGGUUCCUUUGCAUUUGUGGUCUCGUUUUCGGGUAAACCGCCUAUCGCAAACUAGACAGCGACCUUUCUGUUUUGUACAUGAUCGUAUGUGUUCGGUAAUAUGGCCAGUAUUAGAGACCUUGUCGCAGUGGGGACACUUGCGAGGUGCUUUCGGCAUAGCAAUAGAGUGCGUAAAGGGGAUUGUGUACGAGAGUGUGGUGAAGGAAAGCACAACUAGAGUUGUAGAAGAUAUUUGUAGCACGCGAAAGAACGCGACCGCGGGCUACACGCGGUCGGGGGCGGGGGCACGCGAGAGCACGCGACCGCAGGUCACCCCGCGGGCUGGGAAAAAGGUGGCAGGGGCACGCGAGAGCCGGCCCGGGAAAAGGGGGGCUAGAAAAAGGGUGGCGGCAGGCACGCGAGGGCACGCGACCGCAGUCUCCCCGCGGGCUGGAAAAAGGUGGCGGCAGGCACGCGAGGGCACGCGACCGCAGUCUCCCCGCGGGCUGGAAAAAGGUGGCGGGAGGCACGCGAGGGCACGCGACCGCAGUCUCCCCGCGGGCUGGAAAAAGGUGGCGGCAGGCACGCGAGGGCACGCGACCGCCGUCUCCCCGCGGGCUGGAAAAAGGUGGCGGCAGGCACGCGGGUGGGACACGGUAGCGUGCCCUCGCGUGCCUGCUGCCAACUUAAUUGAAUGA
Messenger RNA from Pseudogymnoascus destructans, 831 nucleotides. RefSeq lists its product as uncharacterized. The record is from RefSeq and is a predicted model, not a curated record. The transcript has a single exon. Bases 241 to 831 code for a protein of 196 amino acids. NCBI's taxonomy places the organism in Eukaryota, Fungi, Ascomycota, Leotiomycetes, Thelebolales, Thelebolaceae.